Messenger RNA from Drosophila subpulchrella, 3196 nucleotides. RefSeq names its product progestin and adipoQ receptor family member 4. NCBI's taxonomy places the organism in Eukaryota, Metazoa, Arthropoda, Insecta, Diptera, Drosophilidae. The coding region runs from base 458 to 1828 and encodes 456 amino acids. The record is from RefSeq and is a predicted model, not a curated record. Gene Ontology annotation, molecular function: signaling receptor activity. The transcript has 8 exons. Gene Ontology annotation, cellular component: membrane.
CACGCUCAGUCAGAAACUGACGUGCCUGUCCCAACGGUCGUGUGUGCGCGGAUCGCCCCCCGUCGCUGCUUCCCGCGUUUUGUGGCUGAAGAAAAAGUCCAACUAUCUGCGGAUGACCAUCAUUUAAUCCGCCAAAAAGGAGACCCCCCAACAAGGCCUUUUAAAUGGCUAAAUAAUUGAUGGAAUUAUUAUUAUGCCCCGCCCACGUUACAGGAGCAAAUCGAGUGGAGAACACUGCUCAUCAUAGCAUCGCUCCAGGAUUCUAGAGCGCCUCCCGAGAAAAUCCUUAGUCCUUAAAGGAGGAUUCGGUAUCCAAAAAUCUCGUGCGCGUCCCAUGGCAGAGCUGGCUAGCGUGGAAAGCUAGGGAAGCUAGGCAACCGGAAACGGAAACGGCACCGAAACGGGAACCGGAAGUGGAGCAACGAUUAACCGAAACGAUCGAAGGCAUUAGCCAGGCAUGGACACCGCUGCCGCCGCCGCCGCUGCAGUCGCCGUUGACCUGAAACCCGAUCAGCAGCUCCUCGGCAGCUCCAGCUCCAGCUCCACAAAGUCAAGGAUCGGCGGAGGAGGAACCACUGGAUGCGACUGUCUGGGCAGCACUGUGGAGACCAUGUCGCUGACGCCACCACCCACGCCGCCUUCGCGAGCCUCUGACAACCACGUCGAACCAGGUGCUCCAAGUGCUCCACCAAAUGGCCAGAUCGAGACCCAUCCCUUGAACGGCCUGAAGGCCAAGGAGCCGGCCGAAACAACAGCAACAGCAUCUACUGAACCCACUCAGUCGGAUUUGCCCGCCACAUCAGCAACGUCUUCCGCCAAAGCUUCCAUAAAGCCAACGUCUGCCUUGCUGGGAUCGGUAUCGGGAUCUGGAUCGGUAUCUGCUUUAGUGCUCCCAGCAACGGAUCAUCCACCAGCGGCAGCUUCUCCAGUGCCCAGCAGCAGCAGCAGCAGUUCCGCAUCCGGUUCUGAAGAGAAUGUGGUCCAGCUGCUGCCCUGGCAGGAUAUGCCCACGUAUCUGCAGUUCAAUCCCUACGUGCUCCGCGGAUAUAGACCCCUGCAGACCUUCAAGGGCUGCCUGCUCAGUCUGUUCUACUGGCACAACGAGACCAUCAACAUACUGACUCAUGCCAUACCCAUCUUCUACAUCCUGGCCAUUGUGCCCGGCCUGAUGCCCUGGGACAGUGGCUACAAGUUUCUGUCCUUCUGCCACGUCUUUGGAUCGGUGGCUCCCUGGUGCGGCAGCUUCGUCUACCACCUGUUCAUGAACAUCGAGAAGGGCGAGAACGUCUACUACACGCUGCUCAAGUUGGACAUGGUCGGCAUCUGGGUGAGCCAGAGCUUCGGUGCUCUUCCCCUGGUGACAGCCACCACUCUGUGCUUCCCACCCGUGCUCAAGUGGCUGAUCAUUGUCUCCUACUGUGUACUCUCGCUGUGGGGCCUCUAUAAGGCUCUGACUGCCAGCUCACCCUGGCAGCGUCGCUUGUGCUUCGCCCUGCCCUUCGGAAUGCGCUCCAUCCUGACCUUCCUGCGCAUCCGUGGAAUGGUGGGCGGCAGCCACAUGGCCCUUUCCCAUGUCUACCUGCAGGUUGAAGUUGACGGCGUCUCCAUACUGGGCGGUGCCAUCGGAGCGAUGCGAAUCCCAGAGAAGUGGUUCCCCGGAGUGGUGGACUUCUAUCUGAACUCCCACAACAUAAUGCACGUACUGGUCGUGGUGGCGGUCUACUCCAUGCACAAGGCCACCAUCAAGGACUUCGAGUGGAUGUCGACGCAGACCUGUCACACGGCCGCCAAUGUCACCGAGCAGGCUCUGGGGCACGUGGAGCUAUGACCCGCUUAUUGGCUGCUGCCGCUGGUGCUGCUGCCCUUGCCUUGGAUAAUCCUGGCCAGACGGCGUGCCCGGACGCACCUGAUCCGCGCCCUAAUCGCUCCCAUGGCCUGGCGGCGGAGGCGAGCCCAAAUCCCCGGAUGAGACUAGAUAUGAGGCGAUGGCGAUAACGGUGGCUAUGGCUAUGACGAACUCUACUUGAAUAUACCGUGUAUAAGAGAGCGCCAAUGCUGUUGCAGUAACAAUAUACAUAUGUAUAUCUAGUUGUAGGAAUAGGCCAUACAUAUAUGAACUGUAUGGGUGUAUUUACAUAUAGUACAUACUUCGACUGUGGUAUUAAGCAUUAAGGUUAUAUUAUUACUGAGACGAGACGAACGACAGGAUGGCAGUAUGUUUCGGAACCAAGUCUUCGGAUUUUCACGCUAAACUCUUGAGUAUACAGUUGCGAUAUGGCUGGGGAAUGGCUAAUAAUUAAUGAUUAAUGAGUAAUUGUAAUGAUGAUUUGAAUGAUGUUGAUACACAUGUACCUCAUUGUGCUUACGACAACACAUCUUAUUUUCAAAUACUCGUAUGUAUAACUUUGUACCUCGUCGAAAACUCUACAAUAAGAACACCUAUAAGCUAAUCUCUUCCUAGUUGAACAUUUUAGAUAUGCAAAUUGUUAAUUUUGGCAAGCUAGUGGUAGUGUAAGCCUAGUAAAAGCUCCAAUCUGUGCAUAGUUGUGAACGAAACACGAAACUCAAUUGAUGCUGUCGUGUGGCAGUAGUUAGAAAACCCAGUAUUCAAGUUGGACAAGUGUGAAAACCAAUACAAUCUUCUUGCUACGUCGCUACUGCAACGAAUCACAUACAUACAUACGUAGUAGAGUUCGAUAUGAAUUGGGUUUAUAUCAUUUAUGUCAAUUGAUUGCGCAAUAUUAACCUCAAGUAUUUAUUGAGCUCCCCGAGUAUUGAAUAUUAUUAGAAACACCGCAAUAUUUAUGUAUUACGAGAUUACGAGUACGAGUACCCUAGGUGUUAAGCAGGGUAUACAAAUACAACCAAAAACCAACUUAACUAUACGAUAGAAAUCUUUCGAACGUCGGUCUAUUUUAAUCCUAGCAAUGCGAACAAUUAUGAGUAAUGCGUUUUAGUAGUGUCAAUAAUUUACACCACCCCUCCCCUCAAACGAAAGAGAGAGAGCGAGAGCAAAUCUAACAAGUGAAACGUAAGCUAACAAACGAAUUCAAACAAACAAACAAAGCAAUAAUUAUAGGCAGACUCAAUGCUUUAAGUUUAAAGUUGCUGCUAGAAAUAAGUGACAAUUAUACGAGUAAUGUAAAAUGAUUUUCUGAGAAGGUUAAUAAACAUUAAAAGUGUAUUUAAUGAGCAA